Messenger RNA from Benincasa hispida (wax gourd), 1710 nucleotides. RefSeq names its product Zn-dependent exopeptidases superfamily protein. Gene Ontology annotation, biological process: proteolysis. Gene Ontology annotation, molecular function: metallocarboxypeptidase activity; zinc ion binding. The record is from RefSeq and is a predicted model, not a curated record. NCBI's taxonomy places the organism in Eukaryota, Viridiplantae, Streptophyta, Magnoliopsida, Cucurbitales, Cucurbitaceae.
UCCACAAAAACUCUUGUUUUUCGCAUAUUGAUGAUUUGAUGUCGGAUUGAAAUUGUGCAGCCAAGCCAAGCAGAUGGUGGCCCAAUCACUUUACUGUUGAAAUUCUCUGUAAGAAGUUUCUUACAAAGCUCUAUUGGGGAUGAUCAUUGUAAAGCCUGCAAAAUCAAGACCGUUGAACGUGCACAAAAUUCCAUAUCUUUUCCCUCUUCUUCCUCUGCUUUCCCUUUUCAUUUCCUUCCUCAAAACCUUCCAACAAUGGAGCCACUCUUCAACUGAAACAACACCCACGAUCGGUUUUCCCCCUGUUUCUGCCUUAUGGGUCGUCCUCUUUCUUCUUUUUUCCCUUCCUUAUGGAUCAGACUCUUCUUCUUCUGCUUCUGCUUCUUCAUAUCUUUCAUUUGUCUUUUCGUUACUGCUGACGAUCCCGACAGAUUAACUCCAAUCAACCGCGAUCUUUAUCAUUCUAGUGUUGAUUUGAUGAAGGAGAUAAAAGCUUUGGUCCAUCGACACCCAGAUAAGCUGACUAUAGAGACAAUGAAGUCUAGAAAUAAGGGCUAUGUUGCAGAGAUUCCAGUUGUUACUUAUUGCCAUGGAAGGAAUAACAUUGAUGACACGUCAAAAUUUCGGAUACUUCUUAGUUUUGGACAGCAUGGAAGGGAGCUCAUAACGACAGAAGUUGCACUAAGAAUUCUCUCAAUCUUGAGUGAAGAACAGUUGUUACCUCAUAUGGAUCGAGCUUCCUUAAACAACACACUUGAUAAGCUUGUCAUUAAGGUGGUGCCAAUGGAAAACUUAAAUGGGCGCAGGCUUGUUGAGGGUGGGGAUCUAUGUGAAAGAAGAAAUGGGAGAGGUGUUGAUUUGAACAGGAAUUGGAGUGUUGAUUGGGGUAAAAAGGAAAAGGAUUAUGAUCCUUAUGAGGAAAAUCCUGGAUUUGCACCUUUUAGCGAACCUGAAACUCAAAUUAUGCGAAACCUUGCCUUAACAUUUGAUCCACAUAUGUGGGUCAAUGUGCACUCUGGAAUGGAGGCUUUGUUCAUGCCGUAUGACCAUAAAAACACGACUCCUGAGGGCGAAAUUGCUCAACAAAUGAAACUUCUGGUUGAAGAGCUGAACAAUCUCCAUUGCCACCACCGCUGUAUGAUUGGAUCAGGCGGAGGUUCUGUCGGGUAUCUGGCACAUGGGACAGCCACAGAUUUCAUGUUUGACAAGGCAGGAGUUCCUAUGGCUUUCACAUUUGAGAUAUAUGGAGAUGAAGCUGCCUCAUCAAAAGACUGCUUUAGAAUGUUCAAUCCCACAGAUCCCGCUACCUUUAAUAGGGUUCUUGGCGAUUGGUCUGCUGCAUUUUUUACAAUAUUUAAGCUGGGUCCCGAGUACCUUGGUGAGACCAAGCUCCAUUCAAAGGGAAACUUAGACAAGUUGGUGUCGAUUGAUGAAUAUCUUGAAGGUUACUUGAUUGAGAGGAGCAGCAGAUAUGGGAAGAAGAGGGAGGUGAUUGACCUAGGGAUGCAAGAAAUGAGAACUUAUUUUAGGCUAUUUUUGUUGUCAUCAGUUUUAUUGAUGUUCAUGUUUUGUUCUAGAAUUUCUAAAAACAAGUUCACUAGACCACUUGUUUCUGCCAUUUCCCUUUGAAGAUGUGCUUAGUUUCUGGAUUCCACAUGUUUAUUGCCAUAUUUCAUUAUAAAAGAGUUAUAGAUGAUCUCAUAUUUGUCA